This is a messenger RNA of Prorocentrum cordatum, 3000 nucleotides long. Lineage: Eukaryota; Dinophyceae; Prorocentrales; Prorocentraceae. The record is from the annotation of a GenBank genome assembly.
AUGGAUGCGCCGCGCCCCGCCGUGCCGAGCAGCCGCCCGGCCCCGCCAGCCGCGCCGCCCCCCGCCGUCGUUGAGGUCCAGUCUGGCCCACGCCUGGGGCGGCGGGGCAGCUCCGGGAACGCCUCGUGCAAGCUGGCCCCGCUCGGGCCGCUCGAGGCGGCCCGCAAGAGGAGCCUGUCGCUGUCCCCAGUCCUCGGAGGCGGAGAGGUCUCGGCCUCUGGUGGCCUCGGCGCGCCCACGACGCCCUCGCUGAGGAGGGCUCCCCCCAAGCACUGGCUGCCGAAGGUCUCCUCCACGGGGGCGCUGCGCCUGGAGCCCCUGCGCAGGCGCAGGUCCGCGGGCGGCUUCGAGGCGAAGCCGUCCCAGGCCCAGAGGAGCCUCGCCAGCGCCUGCCGGCGCUACAGCCUCGGCCCCCUCCCGGACGGGGCCGCGCUGCAGGCCGCGCCGCUGGAGCGGCGGCCCUCCCUGCAGCUCCAGGACCUGGGCGGCCAGCGCCUCGACCUCGGCCUGCCGUCGCCCGGCCCGCCGUCGCCGGCGGCGUCGCGCUCGUGCUCGCCCAGCAGCGUGGGCGGGCGGAGCUGCGGGCCGCUGCCGCGCCCGGCCACGGGCGCGCAGCGCGGCGGCUCGCCCCGGCAGGCCUUCCUGGGCUUCCUGAAGCUGCGGCGCGCCUCCCUGGUCGUCUCCGCGCUGGUGCCGCGGGGGCCCGGCCUGGGGCAGCAGGAGCAGGAGGACGUCGGCUGCGGCCCGGACGAGGCGUGCAGCGAGGAGCACAGCCCCUCGAAGCGCGAGAGCAGCCCGCACGCGUCCAUGAGCGGGGACACCCGGGUGCCCGAAGACGCGGAGGUGCAGGUGCCCUACGCGGCCACGCUGCUCGAGGUCUACUCUGGCUGCGCGGACGAUGGGAUGGAGGUGCACGACAGGUUCCUGCGCCUGGCCUUCAGGCGCUUCGAGAUCGGCGGAGCCAGCGAGGUCGCGCGCGAGCGCCUGCACGACGCUCUCAUCCACAUGGGUUUCUUGACCAGCACGGAGGCACGCGCCGUCGACCUGGCCACGCAGUCCUUCGAGUUCCAGAACCUGGACUACGUGGACUUCUGCGAGUACGUGAACAACUUCGCCGCCCUCGAGCGCGCCGCCGUCCGCCAGCGCGCGGACGUGUGCCUGGCGGAGCACGGCGGCGCGGCGUCGCUGGAGGGGGUGCAGCGGUUCUUGCAGUUUGCGGGCGUGUGCCUCCCGUACAGCCACGUGGAGAAGGCGCGGAAGGCCGCGGGGCUAGACCACAUGAGGCCGGAGGACAUGGGGAUGGAUGACCUCUUGCUGACGCUGGCCGCGUGCAAGAUGGAGGAGGGCUUCACCAGGGAGGAGGUGGCGGCCGCUCACGAGAUCUUCGGCGAGCUGGAGCAAGAGCAGCAAGCAUCUUCGAGCGCUUGGGGCCCCAUGGCAAAGGCCUCUGCCCUCGUUGAGGGCCUGCUCAAGUUCACAGGCCUGUACUGCGUGGACUACAUGGAGAUGUUCUCGGACAUCAUGCCCUCCGACUCCACAGAGCAGGGUAUAUGCUUUCACGAGUUUUUGAUCUGGGCACGCCGGCUGCGCGACGCCAUGAUCAAGGAUCUGUGGAAGUGCUUCGAAGGUUUCGAAGCAAGUGGUUGCGGCGCAGUGCAGCUGGACAUUGCCGUCAGCAUCGUGAAAAAGUUUGGCAUUUCCCUACUCGCGGACGCUGUAGAUGAACUUCUGUCCGACCUCGGGAUGCAGAAGGACGCUACUUUGGACUUUCACGCGCUGGUGCAGUUUCUGGCCGCUGCCAGGAGGACGCACGGCUUCUCGCGCACUGAGCGGCAGGAGCUCAGCUCUGCCUUCGAGAGUUUCGACUACGAAGGAACGGGUGAGCUGAACCACCCCCAGGUGCUCGACCUGCUCCGGCACCUUGGAAACACGACCAGCUUCGAGGAGGCAAACUCCAUGAUCAAUCGUGUUGACUUCAACGCGAACGGCUCCAUGGACAUCGACGAGUUCCUGAGGCUGAUGAGGCUGAUGCGCGAGCAGGACGUCGAGUGCGCUCUCAGGGUCUUCAACGGGCUGAGCAACCGCAAUGGUCGGCUUCCCGCGGGGUCAGUUAAGGACGCUCUUGCCAAGCUGCAGCUCUUCCCACAGAUUGCCAUGAUCGCGGAGCUCUUGCAGGACAUGCCGGCAGAGCUGAGCUUUACUUCCUUCAUGCGCCUCCACGACCAGUGCCGCUUCCGCAUGAACUUCGACUUCCGGAAGCGCGGAGGCUUCUCAGAGGACACCGUAUUGGAGAUAGCGGAGCUUUGGAACUGCGGCGGGCCUUCGAGGCAGUUCGCCACCGUCGGCGAGCUCCUCUGGAUGCUUUCCGACUCGUACAUGGUCCCCGUGAGUACGAGUGAGGGUCGGGACAAGUUGCUGCGGCGCGUGCAGGCCGCGCGGGAGGCGGCAGUCGACGCUGGGGUCCCCGAGGAGGAGGUGUCGCGCGGAGGCACCACGGACAUCGGCUUCUACACAUUCGUGCACAUGAUUCGCGGCAUGACGCGGGAGACGGAGCAGGAGGUCCACACUCGCGAGAAGGAGGCCGUGGCCUUUGCCCAGUUCUCGACCAGCGAGGCCGCCGAGUUCCGCCGCAUCUUUUGUGAUUACGCCGAGCGGGACUCUGGUCGAGCGACUUGGAAUCAGCUGGUGGCUAGGAAGAGGCAGUGUGUGGACAAGCUCCUUGCGCGACUCACGAAGGUGCCUGCCAUCUCGGAGCUGGAACUGCCCAUCCUGCUGAAGUCCAUCGGGGUGAAGGUGCCUAGCAGCAAGCUGCAGGAACUCAAGCAGUUCCUGGCGGAGAACAGGAGCCGGGUCGAGGCAGAGAAGAAUACGAUCCAGUUUGCGACGUUCUUGAGGCUUUUGCGGUGGAUGCUCGACACGGAUUUUGCAGGCAUUUGCAGCGUGAUGGACGUGCCAAGAAGUAAACCGAGAGGGACCCCGGUGGAGCCAGGGGGCCCAUGA